AUCAGCAUGGUAGCAAAGUCGUGAAAGUAUAUCAAUAAAUUGACGAAAUAGUGCGCAUUUUACAGUCUAAUUUCCCUAGAAUAAAUACACUUCUAAAGUUGACGAACAUAUAUGUAAAGUUUGCUGCAUCAUGCCCAAGGAACAGUUCCGAGAAGCUGAUGUUAUCAAAAAGAUCUCGCAUGUUUCGUUCGGUAUUGACAGCGCUGAGCUAAUACAGCAAGAAGCUCAUCUGCACGUAGUGGCAAAAAAUCUGUACAACCAAGAUGCCAAUCGAACACCGGUAUCCUAUGGGGUGCUGGAUCGACGGAUGGGCGUAAGCCAGAAGGAUGCAACAUGUGAAACCUGCAAAAAAGGAUUGAACGAUUGUGUAGGGCACUUUGGAUAUAUUGAUCUCGCACUGCCAGUGUUUCAUGUGGGUCACUUCCGCGCUACUAUCACGAUUCUUCAAUCUAUCUGUAAGGUUUGCUCCCGGGUUAUGCUCAAGGAAGAGGAAAAGAAACAGUUUAGCGCCCGGCUAAUGAAUCCAAAUUUGUCAUAUUUGGCGAAAAAAUCAAUUCACAGUCAGGUGUUGAAGAAAGCUAAGAAAAAUACUAAAUGCCCGUACUGCAACUGCUUGAACGGGCCGGUUAAAAAGGGGACAGGACUUAUGAAAAUCGUUCAUGAACCUUUCCGAGGCAAGAAAGCUACGGAUCCGUUGGUGACAAAUGCAUUGGACGAAAUGUUAACCGCCAUCGAAGGAAAUCGUGAGCUGUCGCAGACCGUUGGACCGUCAUCGUUGAUAAAAGAGCUAAACCCGGUUGAAGUUUUGGAUUUGUUUAAGAACAUUCCCAAAAGCGACAUUCCGCUGCUAGGAAUGACUUCGAGGGAAUCGAAUCCCGCCGAUUUGAUCGUAACGCGUGUAUUUGUUCCACCGGUUUGCAUCCGACCCUCGGUGGUAUCGGAAGUCAAGGCAGGCACCACGGAAGACGAUUUAACGAUGAAACAAAGUGAGAUUCUGCUGAUUAAUGAUAUGAUUACCAAGCACAGGCUGACCGGUGGAAAAAUUGAAUCUAUUCAGGAAAGUUGGGACUAUUUGCAGCUGCACUGUGCGUUGUAUUUUAACAGCGAGAUGUCCGGUAUUCCACUUUCUCUGAUGCCCAAAAAACCAACCCGUGGAAUUGUGCAGCGUCUGAAGGGAAAACAAGGUCGGUUCCGCGGUAAUUUGUCCGGCAAGCGUGUUGAUUUCUCUGCGCGUACUGUAAUUUCACCGGAUCCCAACCUUAUGAUUCAUCAGGUGGGAGUACCGGAUCGUGUUGCUAAAAUUUUAACGUUCCCAGAAAGAGUCAACAGCGCUAACAUCAAUAAAAUGCGUCAACUCAUAAAACAUGGCACCGAAAAACAUCCCGGAGCAAAUUACGUUCAGCAGAAAGGCAGCGCAUUCAAGAAGUACCUAGCGUACGGUAAUCGUGACAAGGUGGCACAGGAUCUGAAGUGUGGUGACAUUGUCGAGCGGCAUUUGAUGGACGGCGAUGUUGUACUGUUCAAUCGACAGCCAAGUCUGCACAAGCUCAGUAUCAUGUGUCACGUGGCGAAAGUUCAACCUCAGCGGACGUUCCGAUUUAACGAGUGCGUCUGUACGCCGUAUAAUGCCGAUUUUGACGGUGAUGAAAUGAAUCUUCAUCUUCCGCAGACAGAAGAAGCCCGCGCCGAGGCCUUGGUUCUUAUGGGGAAUAAAUCCAACCUGGUGACACCACGAAAUGGAGAGUUGCUGAUUGCUGCUACGCAGGAUUUCAUUACUGGUGGUUAUCUGCUAACACAGAAAGACCAGUUCCUUACUCGGGAACAGGUUAUGCAACUGGCUGCCUGCAUGCUGUCCGGACCUGAUGCCAAUAUGCAAAUUGACUUACCAAAACCGGCCAUAAUUAAACCAAGAAAAAUGUGGACAGGCAAGCAAAUUUUUAGUUUGAUACUGAAACCGAACAGACAAUGCAUGGUAAAUGCCAAUCUCUCGACGAAGGGUCGUAAUUAUACCAGCAACAAAGAUAUGUGCAUCAAGGAUUCGUGGGUUGUUAUCCGUAACUCCGAGCUGAUGUGCGGCGCAAUGGAUAAGGGCACGAUGGGAUCUGGUACAAAAAGCUGUAUUUUUUACGUGAUACUGAGAGAUUUCGGUGAAGACUGGGCAAUCCGGUCGAUGUGGCGAUUGGCUCGCAUGGCGUCCUAUUUUAUGAUGAAUCAUGGUUUUUCGUUUGGAAUCGGAGACGUAACCCCUAGCCGAAAGCUGCUCGAGGAGAAGCAAGCCUUGCUGGAAAAUGGCUACAGACGGUGCGAUGAGUACAUUACCGAAAUGAAGAAGGGAACCCUCCAAUGCCAGCCAGGUUGCACGGCAGAGCAAACACUGGAAGCAGUGAUGCUGAAAGAACUGUCCAGCAUUCGAGAGCUGGCGGCUAAGGCUUGCUUCCGCGAGCUACAUCCGACUAACAGUGCCCUCAUUAUGGCCCAAUCGGGUUCGAAGGGUUCUAAUAUUAAUAUUUCUCAGAUGAUUGCCUGUGUCGGACAGCAGGCUAUCAACGGUAAACGGGUGCCGAACGGGUUCGAGGAUCGGGCGCUGCCACAUUUUGAAAAAUUCUCCAAAAUCCCCGCGGCACGUGGUUUCGUGCAGAACAGUUUCUACUCCGGGCUGACGCCAACGGAGUUUUUCUUCCACACGAUGGCCGGUCGCGAGGGGCUGGUCGAUACGGCUGUAAAGACGGCCGAAACUGGCUACCUGCAGCGACGGCUGGUGAAAUGCUUGGAAGAUCUGGUAGUCCAGUACGACGGCACGGUGCGCAAUGCCAUCGGCGAAGUGGUGGAGUUUACCUACGGCGGCGAUGGGCUGGAUCCGGCUUUUAUGGAGGUUAAGAAUAAGCCGGUUGAUUUCGAACGGCAGUUUAUGCACGUUAGGAAUGUGUAUCCGUGUCGCAGUGAGAAACCGCUGGCUGGAGCUGAGGUGCUCGCCUCCGGCGAGGAAAUUCUCAAGAUGCCCGAGUUCGAUGGGUGUCGUGCGGAUUUCAGAAAGGAAAGCUUGGAAUAUUUGGAAAAGUUUGGUGCCCGAUUAAGUCAAAUUCAAAGUCGGUAUAAAAACCGCUUCAAGGUAGCUCAGGAAAUUGAAAGAACCACCAAAGGUCAGAUCGAAACGCUUCUGCUGCAAGUACGUGACAAGUAUAAUAAGGCCAUCACUGAACCUGGCACCGCUGUUGGAGCGCUGGCCGCUCAGAGUAUUGGAGAGCCGGGAACGCAAAUGACGCUCAAAACUUUCCACUUUGCCGGUGUGGCAUCGAUGAACAUUACGCAGGGCGUUCCGCGUAUCGUGGAAAUCAUCAAUGCCACCAAAGCCAUUUCGACGCCUAUCAUCACUGCGGAGAUUGAGAACAAGAUGAGCAUGGAGUUUGCUCGAAAGGUUAAGGCACGGAUCGAGAAAACCACGCUGGGAGAGAUUUCUUCGUACAUCGAAGAGGCUUACAAGGCUGACGAUUGUUUUCUGCUAAUUAAGUUGGAUUUGGAUAGAAUUCGAGUGCUGGGAUUGGAAGUUAAUGCUGAGACUAUCAGAUACUCAAUCUGCACAUCAAAGCUGAAGCUUAAGCAAGACAACGUGGAAGUUUACGGUCCGUCGCUUAUCGUUAUCCGACCGGAUCCGGCGAAACACAGUCACGCCCUGAAUGCAGAGUUGCAGCGACUGCUCACCGCGAUUCCGAACGUGGUCGUUGCUGGACUGCCUCAAGUUUCCCGAGCCGUUAUUGCCGUGGACGAUUCACGUGGUCCCCCUACGUACAAACUAUGCGUAGAAGGGUACGGACUGCGGGACGUAAUGGCCACGUACGGAGUUGUGGGAGCGAAAACCAAGAGUAACAACAUACUGGAGGUUUAUCUCACGUUGGGCAUCGAAGCUGCCCGGACUACGAUCAUGAACGAAAUUACCGACGUAAUGGAAGGACACGGAAUGAGUGUGGAUCAUAGGCACAUUAUGCUGUUGGCCAGUCAAAUGACAUCACGAGGGGAAGUGCUCGGCAUUACCCGCCAUGGGUUGGCAAAAAUGCGCGAAUCCGUUUUCAAUUUAGCUUCUUUCGAAAAAACUGCUGAUCACCUGUUUGAUGCUGCCUAUUACGGGCAAACGGAUUCCAUAGAUGGAGUGUCGGAAAGAAUUAUCCUUGGAAUGCCGGCUUCCAUCGGGACGGGUUUGUUUAAGUUGAUUCACAAUCACAAGGAUACCAAGCUGGAGAAAGUUGUGGAACCAAUUUUUAAUGUAACGUGACGAAAACCUCGACUUUUUUUAUGAUAAGAGAAUUAUUUAUUAAAAUAUUGUUCCCGUAGUUUGAAACAAAAACGAAAAUGAGUGAGAGAAGUUGAAAUAA
Messenger RNA from Sabethes cyaneus, 4367 nucleotides. RefSeq names its product DNA-directed RNA polymerase III subunit RPC1 (gene Polr3A). The transcript has 9 exons. The record is from RefSeq and is a predicted model, not a curated record. Lineage: Eukaryota; Metazoa; Arthropoda; Insecta; Diptera; Culicidae. Gene Ontology annotation, molecular function: DNA binding; DNA-directed RNA polymerase activity. Gene Ontology annotation, biological process: DNA-templated transcription. The coding region runs from base 131 to 4267 and encodes 1378 amino acids.